AUGUCUGUCUGUUGGCACUGGAGGGUGAUCCUAUGUAAGGAAACUGGCAGCUGCAAUUGUUUCGUAACAGACAGCCAGUCUAAUGAGGGGAAAGAAGAAGAUAUUGAGCCACAAAUUGUGGUAUCGGACAUCAUCCAGCUUGUGCGAGAGCAGCAGCAGGUGCCAGCAAUGCAAGCAGAAGAAAUCAUGCAUCAGGAUAUCAUUCCCCUCUGUGCUGCAGAUAUUGAAGACCAGUUAAAGAAGCAAUUUGCCUAUCUGUCAGGUGGCAGAGGAGAAGACGGUUGCCCUGUUAUCACAUUCCCAGACUACCCAGCUUUCAGCGAGAUCCCAGAGAGAGAGUUUCAGAAUGUCCUGACAUAUCUAACUAGCAUUCCAAGUUUACAAGAUGCUGGAAUUGGAUUUAUCCUUGUCAUAGAUCGAAGGCAAGACAAAUGGACCUCUGUGAAAGCCUCCAUACUGCGAAUAGCGGCAUCUUUCCCAGGAAACCUGCAGCUGGUCCUUGUUCUGCGCCCAACAGGAUUUAUCCACCGAACUCUCUCAGACCUCGCUUUCAAAUUCAACAGAGAUGAAUUUAAAAUGAAGGUACCUAUCAUAAUGCUGGGCUCAGUAACAGAAUUGCAUGGUUAUAUUGACAAAACACAGCUAACAGAAGACCUUGGUGGCACUCUGGAUUAUUGCCAUAACAGAUGGCUCUCUCACCGCACUGCCAUAGAAAGUUUCGCCCUAAUGGUUAAGCAAACAGCUCAAAUGCUUCAGUCCUUUGGGACCGAAUUGGCUGAAACAGAACUACCAAAUGAUGUGCAAUCAACCAGCUCCCUUCUUGCAGCACAUAGUGAAAAGAAGGACAAAAUGAAGGAGGAUUUGAGGUUAGCAUUAAAAGAGGGACAUGAUAUUCUUGAAAGUAAUAGAAAGCCAGUUGCUGAGAACCCUGACUACAAACUCAACCAAGAUCAGCUUGACAAUCAAACCACUGUGGAAAGGCUUCUGGCUCAAUUAGAUGAAACAGAGAUUGCCUUUGAUGAAUUUUGGGCUAAACAUCAACAAAAGCUUGAGCAGUGUGUACAGCUUCGGAAUUUUGAACAAACUUUUAGAGAGGUCAAAGCAGCUUUGAGUAUUGCGUCCGAGAGGUUAUCUGCUUUCACAGAUGUGGGAAACAGCGUUUCACACGUGGAGCACAUUCUGAAGGAGCUUGCCAACUUUGAAGAAAAAUCACGUGAAUCCUUAGAAAAAGCUAGGGUGCUAGCUUCUCAAGGUGACCAGCUUGUUCAAAACAACCACUAUGCUGUGGACUCCAUUCUUCCAAAGUGCAAUGAGCUCCAUCAUCUCUGUGAUGCAUUUGCUACAGAGACAGAAAAGAGGAGAGAUCUUCUUAACAAAUCUCUGGAACUGCAUAGUCUAUUGGAGAAGUCCAUGAGGUGGUGUGAUGAAGGCAUUUACCUGCUAGCGUCACAGCCUGUAGACAAAUGCCAGUCCCAGGACGGAGCAGAAUCAGCUUUACAGGAGAUUGAGAAAUUCCUGGACACGGGGGCAGACAAUAAAAUCAAGGAACCGAAUAAAGUUUACCAACUAUAUGAACCCAUUCUCAACCAGGACCUAAUGGAACAUGUGCAAAAAGUUUUUCAAAAGCAGGAAAGCAUGGAAGAAAUGUUUCAAAAGAGACAAGUGAGCCUUAAAAAACUAGCAGCUAAGCAGACCCGUCCAGUUCAGCCAGUGGCACCAAGACCUGAAGUCUUUGUAAAAUCUCCUUGUGUCUCUCCAGGUCUUCGAAGAGGCUCUGACUAUGUGUCCAACACAGACGAUAACAUGCUCCGGAGAAUGAACUACAGAAGACUAAAAAGUGAAAUGAGUGAAAUCCGUCAAAGCAGAGGUGGAUCUGUGAUGGAUGAUGAAGAAAAUCUAGCUGUGUUACGAAGCCAUGUAAUUAAUGAACUUAUUGAAACUGAACGAGCAUAUGUGGAAGAACUUCUUUGUGUUCUUGAGGGGUAUGCGGCAGAGAUGGACAACCCUUUAAUGAUGCAUCUCAUUUCACCAGGGCUCCUAAAUAAGAAGGAUAUUUUGUUUGGGAAUAUGGAAGAAAUUUAUCAUUUUCACAACAGAAUAUUCUUGAAAGAACUAGAAAAUUACAUAGAAUACCCAGAGCUGGUGGGAAGGUGUUUUCUGGAAAGGAUGGAAGAUUUCCAGAUUUAUGAAAAAUACUGUCAAAAUAAGCCCCGAUCUGAAAGCUUAUGGAGGCAGUUUUCAGAUUCUGCAUUUUUUCAGGAAUGUCAGAGGAAACUUGAUCACAAGCUGAGUUUGGAUUCCUACUUACUGAAACCUGUUCAGAGAAUCACCAAAUAUCAGUUACUGCUGAAGGAAAUGCUGAAAUACAGCAAAAACUGUGAAGGAGCUGAAGAUCUGCAGGAGGCAUUAGCCUCUAUAUUAGGUAUUCUCAAAGCAGUCAAUGAUUCCAUGCACCAGAUUGCUAUUACUGGCUAUGAUGGAAACCUGAAUGAACUGGGCAAGCUUUUAAUGCAAGGAUCCUUCAGUGUAUGGACUGAUCAUAAAAAGGGCCACUCAAAAGUGAAGGAUUUGGCACGUUUCAAGCCAAUGCAAAGGCACCUGUUCCUCCAUGAGAAGGCAGUGUUGUUCUGUAAAAAGAGAGAAGAAAACGGAGAGGGAUAUGAAAAAGCACCUUCCUACAGUUAUAAGCAUUCCUUAAACAUGACAGCUGUUGGAAUAACCGAGAACGCUAAAGGUGACUCAAAGAAAUUUGAAAUCUGGUAUAAUGCGAGGGAAGAAGUUUACAUCAUUCAGGCACCAACCCCUGAAAUUAAAGCUACCUGGGUAAAUGAAAUUAGGAAAGUGUUAACUAGCCAACUACAGGCAUGCAGAGAAGCUAGUCAGCACAGAACACUAGAACAGACACACAGUUUACCUAUACCUGCACCAACUUGUACAAGUCCUUCAAGGAACCAGGGAAGAACCGUCAAAAAACUAGAAGAGAGAAAAACUGAUCCCACAAGUCCAGAAGGUUGUGUCACCUCAGUAGCACCAAAGUACCCCGAGAAAGGCAAAGAUGAUACAGUAAUUAGUUCUACCUCAGAAUGCUCUGCACUGUCAAAAAAGCGCUUUACACUUCAGGGCUUUACUAACCUCAAAAGUCAGAAAGAAACUCCAUCUCCUACUGCUAAAAACCAGACAUUGCCAAUGAUCCUUCUGACAGGACCAGCUUCUCCUACCAGCCCUGACAAAAAAGCUAAACGACAUGAAGUAAAGAGUGAUCCAACUCCUUUUGGUUUAAGAGAUGCAAGUUCAGUAUUAACAUUGGACAGGGCCAAAUGGCUCAGUACUUCUAAUCUUCUACCAGCAGCCCAGCGCAGGCAAGGUUGGGCUAAAACAUCUCAGUCACUUGAUGCCUCUGAAGAAAAUGAUGGUUGGUCUAGUGCUGAGGACCCACUUAAUUCAUCAGAUGCAGAGGAAGAAGAAGGAGAAGGGGGAGGAGAGAUGAAGCUGACUCCUGGUAAAUACACUGUUGUGACUGAUUAUGACAAAAGAGGUUCUGAAGAUCUUGCAGUGAAAAGUGGAGACCUCGUUCAGCUGAUCCGUGAAGGAGAGGACGGACUUUGGUAUGUGAAGAAUCUGAGCACCGGGAAAGAAGGUUUGGUGCCAGCCAACAAUUUAUUGAUGCUCAUAGGCAACUCAAAAUCAGCUCAGUCUUUAAGCAGCUCUGAAUCAGGCACUGGAUGCAGUACUUUGAGUUCAUCAUCAAGUUAUAAUGAAAGUUGCAAUGCUGGCAGCACCAGCUUCUGA
Molecule: messenger RNA, 3789 nt
Organism: Emys orbicularis (European pond turtle)
Lineage: Eukaryota; Metazoa; Chordata; Testudines; Emydidae
Gene: MCF2L
Product: MCF.2 cell line derived transforming sequence like
Exons: 34
Coding region: 1-3789 (1262 amino acids)
Biological process (GO): positive regulation of Rho protein signal transduction; intracellular signal transduction
Cellular component (GO): cytoplasm
Molecular function (GO): protein binding; guanyl-nucleotide exchange factor activity
Source: RefSeq, a predicted model, not a curated record